UGUGAGUGCCCCUUUCCCAGCUGUGAGUGCCCCUUUCCCGGCUGUGAGUGCCCCUGUCCCGGCUGUGAGAGCCCCUGUCCCGGCUGUGAGAGCCCCUGCCCCGUCUUUGGUGCAAAAUGAGUGUUCCUGACUACAUGCAGUGUGCUGAGGAUCAUCAGACCCUCCUGGUCGUGGUUCAGCCCAUUGGCAUUGUCCCUGAGGAGAGCUUUUUCAGGAUCUACAAGCGGAUUUCAGCUGUGAGCCAAGUCAACGUGCGCGACUCGCAGCGCGUGCUGUACAUCCGCUACAGGCACCACUAUCCCCCGGAGAACAACGAGUGGGGGGAUUUCCAGACACACCGCAAAGUCGUGGGGCUGAUCACUAUUACAGACUGCUCUUCUGCCAAGGAAUGGCCUCAGACUUUUGAAAAAUUCCAUCUUCACAAGGAAAUGUAUGGUUCUACCCUCUAUGAUUCCCGGCUCUUUGUCUUUGGGCUUCAAGGAGAGAUUGCGGAGCAGCCCCGCACGGAUGUGGCGUUUUAUCCCAGUUAUGAUGAAUGUGAGACUGUGGAGAAGAGAAUUGAAGAUUUUAUUGAGUCCCUCUUCAUAGUGUUGGAGUCGAAGCGGCUUGACAGAGCCACUGAUAAGUCUGGAGACAAGAUCCCGCUCCUCUGUGUUCCUUUUGAGAAGAAGGAUUUUGUAGGUCUGGACACUGAUAGUAGGCACUAUAAGAAGCGCUGCCAAGGCCGGAUGCGGAAACAUGUGGGUGACCUGUGUUUACAGGCUGGGAUGUUACAGGAUUCCCUGGUCCAUUAUCACAUGGCAGUGGAACUGCUGCGCUCCGUGAACGACUUCCUGUGGCUUGGAGCUGCUCUCGAGGGUUUGUGCUCAGCAUCCGUCAUCUAUCACUACCCAGGUGGUACCGGGGGCAAAGUUGGAUCUCGCAGGGCACAAGGAGGUUCCCUCUCUGCUGAGGCAGGAAACAGGCACAGGCCAGGGGCACAAGAAGUUCUCAUUGAUCCAGGUGCUCUGACUUCCAACGGUAUAAAUGCAGAUACCAGUGCAGAGAUAGGACGUGCCAAGAACUGCCUGAGUCCUGAGGACAUCAUAGAUAAAUACAAAGAAGCCAUUUCUUACUAUGGCAAGUACAAGAACGCUGGUGUGAUUGAACUGGAAGCUUGUGUGAAGGCAGUGAGAGUCCUUGCAAUACAGAAGAGGAGCAUGGAAGCCUCUGAGUUUCUGCAAAAUGCAGUUUAUAUCAACCUUCGUCAGCUCUCAGAGGAGGAGAAGAUCCAGCGUUACAGCAUCCUCUCGGAGCUGUACGAGCGGAUCGGUUUUCACCGGAAAUCGGCUUUUUUCAAGCGCAUCGCGGCCAUGCAGUGUGCAGCCCCCAGCAUCCCCGAGCCCGGCUGGAGGGCCUGCUACAAACUCCUGCUGGAGACCCUCCCUGGGUACAGCUUGUCACUGGAUCCUCAGGAUUUCAGCAAAGGCACUCACCGAGGGUGGGCUGCAGUGCAGAUGCGUUUGCUCCAUGAGCUGGUCUACGCUUCCAGAAGGAUGGGCAAUCCUGCCCUGUGUGUCAGGCAUCUGUCCUUCCUCCUCCAGACCAUGCUGGAUUUCCUUUCUGACCAAGAAAAGAAAGAUGUAACACAGAGCUUGGAAAGCUAUACAGCAAAAUGCCCUGGAACAAUGGAAGUCAUCACUCUUCCAGAUGGUCUGAAGUUACCUCCUGUUCCCUUCACCAAAUUGCCCAUUGUGAGAUCUGUGAAGCUCCUGAACCUCCCAACCAGUCUCCGACCUCACAAAAUGAAGAGUUUACUUGGUCAGAAUGUGUCAACCAAAAGCCCCUUCAUAUAUUCUCCAAUUAUUGCACACAGUCGUGGGGAAGAACGAAAUAAGAAAAUAGACUUCCAGUGGGUCCAGGGAGAUGUUUGUGAAGUCCAGUUGAUGGUUUACAACCCAAUGCCUUUUGAGCUCCGAGUAGAAAACAUGGGUCUCUUGACAACUGGAGUGGAAUUUGAAUCUCUUCCUGCAGCUCUUUCCCUGCCUGCAGAAUCUGGUCUCUAUCCUGUGACUCUUGUUGGUGUUCCCCAAACCACUGGGCAGAUCACUGUCAAUGGUUACCAUACUUCAGUUUUUGGAGUCUUCAGCGAUUGCCUUCUGGACAAUCUGCCAGGAGUGAAGACCAAUGGCUGCACUGUUGAAGUCAUUCCAGCUUUGCCAAGGCUGCAGAUCAGCACCUCCCUUCCAAGGUCUGCUCAUACUCUUCAGCCUUCUUCAGGGGAUGAAAUCUCCACUAACGUGUCUGUCCAGCUUUACAAUGGAGAGACCCAGCAGCUCAUCAUUAAAUUAGAAAAUAUUGGGACAGAACCACUGGAGAAACUGGAGGUCACAGCAAAAACAGUCAACACCAAGGAGAAGCUGUAUGGGGAGUUCCUGAGUUGGAAUCUAGAAGAUACCCUCUCCCAGUUUCCUCUAAAACCUGGAAAGAUUGCAACAUUCACUGUAAACAUUAAAGUGAAGCUGGACUUUUCAUGCCAAGAAAACCUUCUGCAAGAUCUCAGUGAUGAUGGAAUCAGUGUUACUGGACUUCCUCUCUCCAGCCCUUUCCGGCAGGUUGUCAAACCAAGAGUGGAGACUAAAGCUCUGAAUCCACAGGAAAGCAGCAAAGUUGGUGACUUCAGUCACGUGAAGACACUGGAAGCCAUUUUGAACUUUAAGUACUCAGGUGGACCAGGACAUGUGGAAGGGUAUUACAGGAACCUCUCACUGGGCCUUCACGUAGAAGUAGAGCCAUCAGUGUUCUUCACCCGUGUCAGCACCCUGCCAGCAACAAGCACCAGGCAGUGCCACCUACUCCUUGAUGUCUUCAAUUCCACAGAGCAUGAGUUGACCAUCAGUGCUAAGAAUAAUGAAGAUUUAAUCCUGCACACUGGGGAGUGUCAGCGUAUGGCUAUCCAAGUUGACAAGUUCAGUUUUGAAAGCUUCCCAGAAUCCCCUACUGAUGGGACACAGUUGGCGAAUGCGAAGCAGCUGGAAGAAGAAAGGCAACAAGCAAAAGGUCUGGAGAUUAACAGCAAGUUGGAUAUUUGCUGGAAAAUUCCUUCCUUGAAGCGUGAAGGGGAAGCAAGUGUGGAAGGAGUUCUUAAUCAGUUGGUCCUGGAGCAUCUACAGUUGGCUCCUCUCCAGUGGGAUAUCCUCGUUGAUGGCCAGCUCUGUGACUGUGAUGUCGUGGUGAACUGCCAGGUGGGCGACCCCGUCCCGCUGCAGGUGAAGUUGACCAACUGGAGCAAACACAGCGUGGGGCCCUUCGCCCUCACUGUGAUGCCCUACCAGGAUUACCAGAACGGGGUGCACAACUAUGACCUGCAAGAUGCCAUCACCUUUGUGGGGUCUAACACCUUCUACAUCGACUCAGUAAAGCCGACCAAAGACUCUGUGUACUUUGGAGCACUUCUCUUUCUCUACACAGGUGAUUUCUACCUGAAUAUCAAAUUCCAUGAAGACAACUGCAGCAGGGAGCUGCCUCUCUCCUGGCUCUGUCUUCCCAGUGUCCACAUCCGUGCUACGGAGCCUGUGGUCCCAACGAAGCUGUAAAUGUACUGUGUGCUACUUGAUUAACCACAGCGCACAGCAAUGCUUGGCACAGCCUCUGCUUGACCCCAGCUUGUUUCUGUCCAACCCCAGGCCACAGACUCCACUUUGGAGGAACAGCUGAACACUUUCUGAAUUGGCUGAUAGUCAUUUGGGCAGCUGCCUUUGCUAAUUUCAGAGAGAGGGAGAGAGAGAUUAUAACUGUGCUGGAGUUUUCUUCUGUUUCCAAAAAGCCUUUGAAAUUGCUAAUAUAUGCAUUAUACUUUAAUAUACUCCAUUGAUGUCAGUGGUUCGAAAGGGUCUUGAGGACUGAAUUUAACCAUGUGUUUGAAGGUCUCAAUUCCAACUUGAAUAAUAAUAAUAAUUUAGAAUUUUUCAGUAAGAUUUGUGUAUUUGUAUGAAAUUCCUCCUGGCUUGUUCUGGACCCAUGGCAUGUACCCUUGAGGUGUCUUUUAGAUUUUGUCCACUGGCUUGUUCUUGUUCACUUGCUUGCUGAGUAUUUGGUGUCUUUGGUGAUAAAUAGCAGUUGUGGUGCUUUUUAGUGUGUUACUGAAAGUAGGAAUAGCAAAUGUGCCUCCAGUUCUCUCCCUCCCCUGAGCCCAGUGCCACUUGCUCCUGGUAAAGUCACUGCCUUUAGUUUGGCAGAUCUGUGAACUAGAAAGGAAAGAGGGUGAGGAACAGCUAAAGAGCUUUGUCCUUGAGAGAAGAUAUAAGCCAACUUUUGGGUUGCCUAGAGCUUGCCUGUGAAUUUGGGUUGUCACAGUUCUGUUUUAUAAAAUCACUUGAAACAUUUGCAGGCACCUAAAGAUCCACCGGAAUUAAUCAGAUAGUUGUUAGUAUAACUUUGCAUGAGUUAUUGCAAACUCUUCUGAACAGAUUUUUCAUGCUAAUAUACUGCUUUUUUAUGUGGCUGUUUUUUCUUUUUUUUUUUCUUUUUUUAAACUUUUUUUUUUAGUUUAAUUAUUAGCCGAUUAAGGCCAUGGAAUUCCUGACUGUAAAAGUAGUUGAUGAAUGUACUGAAGAUUUAGCCUGUUUUUCAGAGUAAUGUUUUUGUAUAGUGAGAUAUGUUUUUACCCCAUAUAAAGCGGGGAGAUGUCUUAGCUGUAUGAUUAAUAUAUUAUUUCAUGGACCAUAUGUUUAAAGCCUGUCUCAAUAUUUUCUUAAAGUUGUAGUUAAAUUUGGUGAUAGAACAUUUCCGGGGGUGGAUACACCAAGCGGGGGUGGUCCAGUUAACUCUGUAUGAUUUAAAUCUACAUGCACAACCUCUUUGCAGAUUUUUUUUGUUUCUUUAGACUUCAUCGAAAUGUGGGUCCCCCACUUCAUACCUGACCUGGUAGCUUGUUCUGGUUCUCUGCACCAUAUUUUUAGAUGUGACUGGUGUUUUCUGUAGGAAAGACGGUGCUCAAAACUCAAUUCAUUGCAUGUUUGCAAAUGACUGUAAUGUAUUCAUCCUAAAUAUAUUUCUAACUUGAGGGAACUCUAGCUAUAGCGUGGAAUUUCCAGUGUAUGCAGGGUAUUAUCUCUAAAAACGUGUAUUGUGGCAAUGUUAUCAGUGUUUUUGCUCGAGCUGUGGCUCUGUGCACAGCUUUGAAUGCCAGAGUGGAAGUUUUCAGCCUUGAACUGAUGGGAAUCCGAGGCCAGCUGAAGAUUCACUUGCAAUGAUUUACUGCUCUGUCAGCAGUGUCCAGUAACAAAAUUGUUCCUUAGAGUUGCACAGUGGCUCUGGGCCAGAACACCCAUGGAAAGAGAGUCCAACAGCUGAGUUGGGCAUUUAUUUUUGUGUUGGUGGAGCUUAGUUUACCAAACUGUGCUGUGAGGCUGAAUUCUCUGUCACUGGGUAGGCAUAUAAACAGAAAAAAUAAGCUCCAAGGAGAACAGGAACUAAACCAGUUGAUCUUCUCCAUAAAAGCUUGUUUUUGACAUGUGUGUCUGUACUAUGUUGCACAACACUGUUGCAGCAAUAUCCAAAUUGGGUUUUAUUCAGUAUUCCCAGCAGGUAAUGGGCAGAUUCUAGGAAUACAGCUAAGGCUUUAUAAGGGCCACAUUGCAUUCCAAACAAAAAUAUUGUGAAGCACAUGCUGUUGCAUUCGGGAUGCUUCAACUUACACACUUACGGGAUCAUUUCCUAAUUUAUUUUUAACAUUCUCUGAGAAGAGAGGGUCUUGUUCUGUGGAGCCUGUACUGGGAUGCAACAUUCCUGUGCCUUUUUACUAAUAAGGGAUCCUGAUCCACAGCCUGCUAAAGCUGUUGGAAUGGGAACAGCUUUUAUUAUAACAAAAGCAAGCUGUAUUAUUUCUUAGGUAUCCAAUAUGCCAUUAUAAAUCUGUCAUAUGUGCAUAUAAAUAUAAGUUCUUGUGUGUGAGCUGACCCUUAAAGGUCUAUCUGUUCAUUAUAUAGUAGACUACUCUGUCCCUUGUCAGCUUUGAUGCUUAGUUACUUUUGGCAUUUAUGAUAUCUUUCCCAAUUUUCUCACACUUUUACUUGUCUUGGUGAGAGAGAUGAAACACAAGAAGUUCUUCCUUCUGAAGAUCAUUUUUGACUUGUCCAGAAGGAAAAUAUUUAAGUGUUAGUGUAAUUUGGAGAAAGGUGAGGUGAAGGUGCUUAAAGUCACUGGGAUUGCUGUCAGGAUUGGUCACUGUACUGCUUGGAAGAAGGAUAAUAUUCCUCUGAUCUGUUCUCCUGUCCUAGUACUGAAAACUUGCUUUUAUUCCUCUGAAACACCCAGCAAUUAUUUUGAACAUGAUAAGUCAAACUGCUCAUUGUUAUACAGAUGUAAAUCUGAUACAAGCCCAGUGGUUGCAUUAAAUCAUUCCUAAUUUAAAUCACCAUUGCUGAGCGCAGACGUUGGUUCAGUAGAUGUAUGCAUUGGAGAAGCCUAAGUUGUGUAACUUUAACUGUCUGAAUAAAUACUUAUUUCAUUGUAUUUAAA
Molecule: messenger RNA, 6501 nt
Organism: Neopelma chrysocephalum (saffron-crested tyrant-manakin)
Lineage: Eukaryota; Metazoa; Chordata; Aves; Passeriformes; Pipridae
Gene: TRAPPC9
Product: trafficking protein particle complex 9
Exons: 23
Coding region: 117-3575 (1152 amino acids)
Cellular component (GO): trans-Golgi network
Source: RefSeq, a predicted model, not a curated record